Molecule: messenger RNA, 4404 nt
Organism: Bufo bufo (common toad)
Lineage: Eukaryota; Metazoa; Chordata; Amphibia; Anura; Bufonidae
Gene: PLEKHM1
Product: pleckstrin homology and RUN domain containing M1
Exons: 12
Coding region: 183-3071 (962 amino acids)
Source: RefSeq, a predicted model, not a curated record
ACCGGAAAUCUGUUAUUUUCUCCCUGGAGUCCGCGGAGCGUCUGUGGUCUGUGUGGCCCCUCAGGUAGAGGACGCGGGGCCCCGCUCUGCCUCAUUAUUGUCAGUGGUCCGCCAUAUGUGAUGUGUUAUUGUUCUAUCUCCUAGAUAAAUGACAUGUGACUGGAUUGUGUCGGAGAUCUGACAUGUAUACGCCGCAGGCCACACUCCCUGACCACAGAGAUGUCAAGCAGAAUAUAGCAAAAAAGUUAUCGUCCUCGCUCCGUGCCCUUCAGAUGCGCUAUGUGACUACUGAUGAUGUCAUCACUAGCGACGAUGAUGAUGCUAUUAGCUUCUGUGUGGCCCUGGAAGCCAUCUUCAUCCAUGGACUUAAAGUGAAGUUUAUCAGAACACAAGCCGGCAAAAGGAGGAACAAGGGGCGCCAGGUCCCCUUACCCCAGCCGGCCUUCUGGCCUCUUCUGAAAGCAAUCACUCACCGGGACGUUACCACUCAGCUGGAGAAGAUAAGUUACAUAAACAGUGACGUGGGCCGUUGCCGCUCCUGGUUGCGUCUGGCUCUCAACGAAUCUCUAAUGGAGUGUUAUUUCCUCACUCUACAGAGGGAGAAGUCUCACUUGCUGGAGUAUUACCAGCCAUUUGCACUGCUGCUGGAUGCAGAGGAUUGUGAUGUUGUUCUCAGCUACCUGCAGGGCCUCUCCUCCCUGACAUUCUCUCUGUCAUACAAGUCUUCCAUUCUGAAUGAGUGGACGGCGUCCCCUCUGACCUUGUCAGGGCUGUGGCUGGAGAACACUGAGCGCGUGGUUCAGUAUGAGCCGCACAGGAGGAAAUCCCUGGAUUCUGUCUCCCAGUCUUCUGGGUCUGAUGACACCAACAAUUCAAUGAUCAGAAACACUAAGAGGCAACUUGAGUCUUCUUCUCUAAGCCUGGAUAACAGCACCUCAUCUUCCCAGCUUUCGUCCAGCCUGGGAUCUGAUGAACAACCACUAAACCAGGCCCCAGUGCCUCCUGCAUCCCCCCAGAUCUCUGCGUUUUCCCGUCCGCUUCCAGACACCUGUGAUGUUGUGGAGGGUGCUCAUGCUGACAUGGAGGACACAGACGCUGAGACCCCUGACACAACAUCUCAAUGUCCUCUGUAUCAAAUACCCAUCCCUGAAAUCCUAAAAUCUGACGAAGAGUACAAGGAAGCUGAAGAGAUUCCAGCAGCAGACACACCCAAGGCUGCACCCCUCAAUGACCGUGUCCAAGAGGACGACCUCACGGUCUCUGAACCUCUUCCUCCUGCUCCCCCCACACAUGAAGUGGAUGCCUACUGUAUACCUGUUACCCUUGGCAGUAGGUCUCUCUCAGCAGAGGCAUCUCCAGCUGCAGAACUCCCAAAAAGCCAGAGCUGGAUCUCUGAAGAUGAUUUCCAGACAGAAUGUCCUGUUAUUGCAUUAGCGGAGUCUAGAAUUGGAAACUUGGCCUCCCAUCUGCCUGAUGCCACCAGCUCGGAGUCCCUGAAGCCGCCCGGUGCAGCCUUUCAUGUAGUGCACCGCAGACAGAUAGGACUUCCCAACCCAUUCCGUGGUCUACUGAUGCUGGGCUCUCUGGAACGUAAACAUGCCUUAGGUCUGUACAAGCCUUAUUACUGUGAACUGACACCGUAUGAGCUUCGCCUGUGCUUGGAGGGAGAGGAGCAGAACUGUGCAGAGAAUUGUUCUCUGCUGCGCUGUGAGUCAGUGGGCCCCGCACACAGCGAUGGUCGCUUUGACGUUCAGUUUUCUAAUAAAAGAUUGUAUCUGAGGGCGCCAUCUAAAAACGAGGCCCAGGACUGGGUGGACAGAAUUCAGGAAGCUGUGCAAAAAUUUCGACCACCGCAGGAUGAUGGUUGGGAGAUUUUACAUUGUCCAAAGUCCCCACAAAAUGCUGAGCUUCCCGAUGAGGGAGUAUCUCCCUGCCGGGUGUUUGACUGGACUUUUCAAGUGGAAGUGGAGUCAGAUGCUUUGAAAGAGUCCAUUCUGUACAUGAAGGUGCACAAAUCUUGGAUGAGGUUCAUGUUUUCAUUGUCUGAGCGAGCACUGAAAUGUUUCCAGCUCCGGAGCAGUGAGAAGUCUCUGUACAAUGUUUAUACUGUCGAGAUGGUGAAGGACAUUCUGCCGGACUCCAGCCUUGGAAGUCCCUCCUGCUUCCGGCUGGUGACCACAAAGGGCUCUCUGCAGCUACAGGCAGAGAAUGCAGCUGAAGCCCGAACCUGGAGAGAGCUUGUCCGAGCUGUGUUCCUGGAAUUGGAAGAUGAUGCUGUGAUUUUCCUGAGGACUGCAAACUUCCACAUUAAACCUCACAUCAGGGAUCACUUGCUCUUUCAGUAUCUCCUGCAUAUCCCCACUGAGCGAGGACUGGACACCCAGAACUUUAAGUGUGCAGGCUGCCAUAAACAGAUUGGAUUGCAGUUUGGGAAGGCGAAAUUGUGUGCAUUUUCUGGUUUGUACUAUUGUGACUUGUGUCAUCAGGAUGAAGUGUCCAUUAUCCCUUCCAGGAUUGUGCAUAACUGGGAUCUGAUGGAACGAGCGGUGUCCAGACCGGCUCUGAACUUCCUGAAGAUGGUGCAGGAUGAACCAAUCUUUAACCUCAAAUACCUAAAUGACCGGCUGUAUAGGCACACACAGACCAUGUGUGAGAUAAGCCAAAGCCGGGAGAAGCUGAGGUUAUUGGGGGAGUAUCUAAUGACUUGUCGCAGCGGAGCACUGCAGGAGCUCAGCACAAGCCUAGACCAACGUGAGCAUCUCCUGGACUGUGCUCAUACUUACAGCAUGCAGGACUUGAAGCAGAUUGCUGAUGGAGCAUUUGAAUAUUGCCUCCAGUCUGCCCUAGACUUUGCCAGCAGCCAUGUCUAUAGGUGUGACCUGUGCAGCCAGAGAGGAUUCAUCUGUCAGAUCUGCAACCAGGAUGACAUCAUCUACCCUUUCCAGUUUGACACCACAACAAGGUGUGGGGAGUGUAAAGCCGUGUUUCAUAAACCCUGCAAAACGCCCGCUACUCUGUGCCCACGAUGUGAGAGACGGAGGAAGUUCCAAAACCAGCGGGUGAGGAUGUGAGCCUCGUGGAGCCACAUCCAAAGCCCCAUCUGCUUCAGUUUGCACAUAGCCGGAUGGUAUCAUACUUGUCACUUUAUUCUUGUACAUAGAUUGUGUAUGUAUAUUGUGUAGAUAGAUCCCAGACAUUUGUACCUGGACCUGAAAGCCUUUUACACGGAGGCUGCGCGUCUCCAUUUGUUUCUCUGCUACCAGAUGGUCUUCCAUGUAGCAGACAAGUCAUGGCCAAGAGCCUCUCUAUGGAGGAGGACACCAUUGUACAUCCUGCUCUCUGCAGAGUUAUUUUUGUAUCAUCAGGUAUUUUUAUAUUCAGUGACUGGAAGAGUCCGACCUCGUGCCUUGUCCUCUGGGGCAGAUGAGAAGAUGUCUAUUGAGAGCGGAUCAUGGGGGAAUUUGCCAACAUCUUUAUGCUCAUGUUCGUCACUGUCUGGCAGCUUGGCCAGUUUUAUGUCAUUGCCAUAUAACUAAUCUUCUAGCAUUUUAUAUAGAAGAGGGCUAACAUGCAGACCCCCUCCCUCCUGGGGUGUAAUAUUUUAGUCUCUUCCAUCAUGACAGAUGUGAGUGUGAUACUGACAGCAACAUUAAUAUAGGAACACCUUGAAUGAUCUGAAACUGCUACCAAAUGUAGGAGACCAGAGCAGUGCACUAAGUGCCAGAGUCCUCAAUGUAACAGGGCAGCUCAUACAUCUGGGACUAGUGCCUCUACCCAUCAGGACAGUGCAGAUCAUUACCCUGGGGCCUGUGCCCUCCACCCAUUAGGACAGUGCAGCUCAUUACCCUGGGGCCAGUGCCCUCCACCUAUCAGGACAGGGCAGCUCAUGAACCUGGGGCCAGUGCCUCUACCCAUCAGGACAGUGCAGCUCAUUACACUAGGGCCAGUUCCCUCCACCUAUCAGAACAGUGCAGAUCAUUAUCCUGGGGCUAGUGCCCUCCACCCAUCAGGACAGCGCAGUUGAUAAACCUGGUGCCAGUGCCCUCCACCCAUCAGGACAGUGCAGAUCAUCACCCUGGUGCCAGUGCCCUCCACCCAUCAGGACAGCACAGUUCAUAAACCAGGGGCCAGUGCCCUCCACCCAUCAGGACAGUGCAGCUCAUCACCCUGGUGCCAGUGCCCUCCACCCAUCAGGACACGGCAGCUCAUAAACCUGGGGCCAGUGCCCUCCACCCAUCAGGACAGUGCAGCUCAUAAACCUGGUGCCAGUGCCCUCCACCCAUCAGGACAGCGCAGUUGAUAAACCUGGUGCCAGUGCCCUCCACCCAUCAGGACAGUGCAGAUCAUCACCCUGGUGCCAGUGCCCUCCACCCAUCAGGACACGGCAGCUCAUAAACCUGGGGC